This is a messenger RNA of Gracilinanus agilis (Agile Gracile Mouse Opossum), 5271 nucleotides long. RefSeq names its product protein tyrosine phosphatase receptor type G (gene PTPRG). Gene Ontology annotation, biological process: protein dephosphorylation. NCBI's taxonomy places the organism in Eukaryota, Metazoa, Chordata, Mammalia, Didelphimorphia, Didelphidae. The transcript is spliced from 23 exons. Gene Ontology annotation, molecular function: protein tyrosine phosphatase activity; protein binding. Bases 840 to 4184 code for a protein of 1114 amino acids. The record is from RefSeq and is a predicted model, not a curated record.
UCCUCUCCAGCCUUCAGCGGAGCCACAACUUUCUGGAGCAUGGACUGAACGAGCCCUGCUCGCCCGCUCUGCGCUCUGAGCUCCCGGGGCUACUGGGCUACUGGUCUUGGCUGUUCGCUCGGCCUUUCCCCUUCUCUUUCGCCGCCGCCGCCGGCUCCUGCUCGGACUCCCGCUCCUCCUCCCCAUCUCUCCACCCUCCCCUUCCCCUUUAGCCAACAUGCCUUCCUGCCCGUGGCCCUGGAAGGAGCUGCCUGUCUGAAGGAGAGGCGGAAUCACCAGCUCCAGCCCAGGGCUCGCCAGCUGCAUCUGGCCCCCGCUGCCGCCGCCGCCGCUGGUGCCCCAAGUUCGGAGGAGGCGAAUCUGUGCUCGCUCCCUCGCUCGCUCGUUCGCGCUCUCGGGUCUCUCUCCAAACCGGGCUUUGCUGCUCUAGGCCUGGGGCAACAAGCGGAACAGGAGCCGUGGGAGCUGCCGCCGCCGCCGCUGCUGCUCACUCUGUUGGUUGGCUGGCCGGCCAGCCGGCCGGCGGGCUACUCGAGCCCAUUCCCCAGGGUUAGCCCUCGGACCCUCCUGGACGCUCCGGGCCCCCAGGGCAUUUCCUCGGUCCAGCCCCCAUCUCCCCCCCCGACCCCCAGCGCCUUCCUCUGCCCGGGCUCUGCUACUUAGUUACUUUUCAUUUGGGGUGAUUGGCUGUUUCCUGGGGGGGUGGGGGGGAGAGGGGGAGUGGAGGAAAGACGAAGAGGAAAAGUGAAAAGAAGGGGAAAAAGGCAAAGGAAAGACUAGAAACUUAUUUAACAAGUUCAUCGCUGCUGCCUCCUCCCUUUCGAUGUGCGUUUUUGGACAUGCGGAGGCUUUUGGAACCGUGUUGGUGGAUCUUUUUCUUGAAAAUCACCAGCUCCGUGCUCCAUUAUGUCGUUUGUUUCCCGGCUUUGACAGAAGGCUAUGUUGGAGCUCUCCACGAAAACAGGCAUGGUAGCUCGGCACAAAUUCGACGGCGGAAAGCAUCCGGAGACCCUUACUGGGCAUAUUCGGGCACCUAUGGUCCUGAACACUGGGUUACGUCAAGUGUGAGUUGCGGUGGCCGUCACCAGUCGCCAAUAAAUAUUUUAGAUCAACAUGCCCGAGUUGGGGAUGAGUACCAGGAACUGCAGCUGGAUGGUUUUGAUAAUGAAUCCUCUAACAAAACAUGGAUGAAAAACACAGGGAAAACAGUGGCCAUUCUUCUGAAAGAUGACUAUUUUAUCAGCGGUGCAGGACUGCCAGGCAGAUUCAAAGCGGAAAAAGUCGAAUUCCACUGGGGCCACAGCAAUGGCUCUGCUGGAUCUGAGCACAGCAUCAAUGGUAGAAGAUUUCCUGUCGAGAUGCAGAUUUAUUUUUACAAUCCCGAUGACUUCGACAGCUUUCAGACAGCAAUUUCAGAAAACCGAAUUAUAGGAGCCGUGGCUGUCUUUUUUCAAGUCAGUCAGAGGGACAACCCAGCACUGGAUCCCAUUAUCCAUGGAUUGAAGGGUGUCGUCCAUCAUGAGAAGGAAACCUUUCUGGAUCCUUUUGUUCUUCGGGAUCUCCUGCCAGCAUCCCUAGGAAGCUAUUACCGCUAUACCGGUUCCUUGACCACCCCACCGUGUAGUGAAAUCGUUGAGUGGAUUGUUUUCCGGAGGCCUGUUCCCAUCUCUUACCAUCAGAUGGAGGCCUUCUAUUCCAUCUUUACUACGGAGCAGCAAGAUCAUGUCAAAUCUGUGGAAUAUCUGAGGAACAACUUCCGACCCCAGCAGAACCUGAAUGACAGGGUGGUGUCCAAGUCUGCUGUCAAAGAUGCCUGGAGUCACGACAUGACCGACUUGGAAAAUCCUCUGGGAACUGAAGCCUCCAAAGUUUGUAGCACUCCACCGGUCAACAUGAAAGUUCAUCCAGUAAAUCGGACAGCCUUACUGGUGACCUGGAGCCAGCCGGAGACCAUCUACCACCCUCCACUUAUGAAUUAUAUGAUCUCCUACAGCUGGACAAAAAACGAGGAUGAAAAGGAAAAGACAUUUACCAAGGAUAGCGACAAAGACUUGAAAGCCAUCAUUAGCCAUGUUUCACCCGAUAGCCUUUAUCUCUUCAGAGUUCAGGCUAUAUGCAGAAAUGACAUGCGCAGCGAUUUUAGCCAAACAAUGUUGUUUCAAGCCAAUACCACUCGAAUAUUCCAAGGGACCCGAAUUGUUAAAACUGGAGUGCCUACAGCGUCGCCUGCUUCUUCUGCCGACAUGGCCCCCAUCAGUUCUGGUUCUUCCACUUGGACAUCCUCCGGCAUCCCCUUCUCCUUUGUCUCAAUGGCCACCGGAAUGGGUCCGUCCUCGAGCGGAAGCCAAGCGACGGUGGCCUCGGUGGUGACCAGCACCCUGCUAGCCGGCCUCGGCUUCAGCGGCGGCGGCAUCUCCUCCUUCCCCAGCACCGUGUGGCCCACCCGCCUCCCGACAGCCGCUUCGGCCAGCAAGCAGUCGGCCAGACCAGUGGUGGCCACGACGGAGGCUCUGUCUUCUCCGGCGCCGGAAGGCGACUCGGCCCUGACCAAGGACGGCGAAGGCGCCGAGGAAGGAGAGAAGGACGAGAAGAGCGAGAGCGAGGACGGAGAGAGGGAGCACGAGGAGGAAGGAGAAAAGGAUGCCGAAAAGAAGGAGAAGAGCGGCGUGACGCACAGCACCGAGGUCCAGAACAGAACCGAGCCCACCCUCGUGCCGGCCUCUCCCAAUCGAACUGUAGAGGAGGACAGAAAUGAAACUAGAGCUGGCCCAGAGCCAGACCCCAGCGUCCUCCCUACAGAGCAGGGUGACGAGAGAAGGGAGACGGCCGCAGAGCCCAGCGCGGAGCCCGUCACCUCCACCCAAGUGCCCUCCACGGUCACGGGCGAGCAGGACGCCGGAAGCGCUCCGAAGAGACCGGAGACGCCGUCCAAAAAGCCGAGCUCCAGAGGUGACCGAUUUCCAGAUGAUAAGUUCAUCACUGUAAAUCCAGACAAGAACACCUCUAGCAUGGUGACCCGAGCUUCUGCUGGGAGAAUGGACUGGAUCAUCCCCCUGAUCGUGGUAUCUGCUCUGACCUUCGUGUGCCUCAUUCUUCUUAUUGCUGUGCUAGUAUACUGGAGAGGGUGUAACAAAAUAAAGUCCAAGGGCUCUCCCAGACGUUUCCGUGAAGUGCCUUCUUCUGGGGAGAGAGGAGAGAAGGGGAGCAGAAAGUGUUUCCAAACGGCUCAUUUUUAUGUGGAAGAUAGCAGCUCCCCCCGGGUGGUCCCUAAUGAAAGCAUUCCUAUCAUCCCUAUUCCAGGCAGAACCAGGUUGGUCACACAAUGUAACGCAAAGUAUGUUGAGUGUUUUAGCGCCCAAAAAGAAUGUAAUAAGGAGAAGAACAGAAACUCAUCCGUUGUGCCAGCUGAACGUGCUAGAGUGGGCCUUGCACCCUUGCCCGGAAUGAAAGGAACUGAUUACAUAAACGCAUCCUAUAUCAUGGGCUACCAUAGGAGCAACGAAUACAUCAUAACCCAGCACCCUCUGCCACACACCACGAAAGACUUCUGGCGGAUGAUUUGGGAUCACAACGCACAGAUCAUUGUCAUGUUGCCAGACAACCAGAGCCUGGCAGAAGAUGAGUUUGUGUAUUGGCCAAGUCGAGAAGAAUCUAUGAACUGUGAGGCCUUUACAGUGACCCUCAUUAGCAAAGACAGAUUGUGCCUCUCUAAUGAAGAGCAAAUCAUCAUCCAUGACUUUAUCCUCGAAGCCACACAGGAUGAUUACGUCCUAGAAGUCCGGCACUUUCAGUGUCCCAAGUGGCCCAAUCCAGAUGCCCCCAUAAGCAGUACUUUUGAACUUAUCAAUGUCAUCAAAGAAGAGGCCUUAACAAGGGACGGGCCCACCAUUGUUCAUGAUGAGUAUGGAGCGGUUUCAGCGGGAAUGCUGUGUGCUCUCACCACACUGUCCCAGCAGUUGGAGAAUGAAAAUGCUGUGGAUGUGUUCCAGGUAGCAAAGAUGAUCAAUCUCAUGAGGCCUGGAGUCUUCACAGAUAUUGAACAAUACCAGUUUGUCUACAAAGCAAUGCUCAGCCUGGUCAGCACUAAAGAAAAUGGAAAUGGUCCCAUGACUGUGGACAAAAAUGGCGCCGUUCUGAUCGCCGACGAAUCCGACCCUGCCGAGAGCAUGGAGUCUCUCGUGUAAUUGGAACCCUGAAAAGGCACUUGAUUUGUAGAAGGAAGGAAGACUGAGAGAACUUUUUUGAGGCCUUUUUUGCCAGACUCUAGGUUAUACAAUAACCCAGUUACUUUUUUACACUGAUAAAAAGUUUUGAUAUUUAUUUUUUGCCAUUUUAUGUCUUAAUGGUAUCCUACUGAGCAUUUGCACCUCUGUUUAUUUCACACAGUGAAACACAAUUUUAUCUAGUUUGCACUAUCUGAUCAGUGUUACUGCCUAUAAUAUCCAAAUACAAAAAGCGACCCCCGGUCUGACAUUCCGUGGCGACCUGAUGCUCCUUUUCGUUCCAUGCAGUGACGGUUUUUGUUGAUGCCAGUGAGCCUUGAGUUGUUGAUUUGUGAAUGCUGACGCAGCCCCAUCCUUCCUCCCGGACGGCGCCGUCCUCAUCCCCGGCCCCUCUCCCGGACUCUCCCAGUCACUUUGGUCGAUAUCGUAUGCCUUUCGUAGUUCAGUAGAGUGGAUGAACACUGUUGUUGUAUUGUUUCGUUUUGUUUUUCCAGACUUUAGCAGGGGAUGGGUAGCCAUGUAUAGGAACAAGGUGUCGUUGCCUCCAGGGCGAGAAACGAUGCUGCUGGGAGAACACGGAGGCUGCUUCGUAGGUCCAUCACUUACCGUUGGCCAAGUGUGGAAAAUCACACGGGACACGGGCAGCUGGUUAUGGACUCCCACUUCAGAAUUCACAGUUAUGUCCAAAUAAAGGCUAAUGUUGCUUUCUGGUUUUCACGACAGCCACGUGGAUCGAAAUGUUUGUUAUAGUCGUUACCUACGUGCAUCGUAACGAUCUGAAUCAGCAACACAGUAAAAUCAGGGCUGUCUUUAAAAAAAAAAAAUAGAGGUAGCAAAAUUUUACAUAAUCGCGCUAUCGAGUUCCUUUAAUUCCUUUCCAUUAAUGCUUCUUGACCAUGACAUCACCCCCAGUGGGUUGUUGUUGAAUGAUGAACAUUUCCUUAAUCUCACUUGUUGCCAUUUUUGCAGGUGUGUAAUUUUGAAACGAGUGCUCAAAAGUAAAGUACUGAUCCAUAUUCCUGGUGAAGCAAUCUAAUAAAAACUACCU